AUGAAGAUAAUUAUAUAUUUUUGCAUUUGGGCAGCAGCAUGGGCUUUUCCAGUUCUUCAAAUCAAGCCAUUGGAGAGACAUGCUGUUGACAAAUUUGUAAAUUUAAAUCUUCUAGAAAAAGGAAAAGUGCCAAUACAGGAUGAGUUAAAUGCCAAUGAUACCACCAAAGAAAGUGGUGUCCCCCCUGAAAAUGAAAGAGGAAGGCAACAAUAUACCAAACAUGGUUACAAAGAAGAAAGAAAUGGCUCUGAGUGGGCAGAAAUAGGAGGGAAAAGUUCUUCUACACAUUCCAUGUUAGUAAAUGACGAAGGGAAUAGUGAGGAUCAAAAUGGGGUCACAGGAAAACUAGAAACAUAUGGUUAUGAUGGGAUAAAUGGAAAAGGUAGCGCCACAGCAAAUGGCAUCAGGGGACAAGUAAGUAUCAUCGACAAUGCCGGAAGAGCAAAUGGGAGCAAUACUAAUAGAAAUACUGAUAAUAAUUUGAACAAUGGAGGAGAUGUUGGAGAUGCAAGUCAGAGUGAGAAUGCCACUGUUGCCCAAGAAGAUGACCAUCAAAUAGCUGGAAGGAAUAACAGUACAGGCCAUAAGGAUGAAAUAAACAGGAAUUCCUGUAGAAAUGAGGGUGAUACAGGUCAAGUAACACCUGAGAGAGAAAGUGAGGGAAAUGGGAAUCAGGAAGCAGGAGUAACACUAGGGGGAAGUGUAGCUGGCAAUGGAGAAGAUGAUGGCCUGGAUAAUUCUGAUGGGAAUCCUAGUGGGAAUGGAGCAGAGGAGGAUGAAGAUAAGGGCUCUGGUGAUGAUGAAGGUGAAGAAACAGGGAAUGGAAAAGAAAGCACUGAUAACAGCAAGGGCCAAGAGGGUCAGCCUCAUGGAAAAGAUGACAAUGAUAAUAGUUUAGGUCAAAAUUCAAUUAGUAAUGAAGAUGAUGACCCCGAAGACAAAGAAGAUCCCCAUGACAUCAAUGGAGACAACACUUCCAAGAGUGAGGAGGAUUCUGACGGUAUUUCCAAAGACAAAGAUAGCCCAAUAACAGAGGACAUGCAAAAGCCCAAUUACAGAGAAAACAAAGCUGUGGAAAAGAAAAUCACUAAUGAAGCAGAGCCAGGUGCUACUGGGAAGAGCCAAGAUAAGGGAAUAGAAAUGGAAGGUCCCAGUAGUGACAACAGAAACAAUAUUACCAAAGGAGCUGGGAAAUUCAGUGAAGAUAAAGAGAGUAAAAGACAACAAAGAAUGGUCAUGAGCAAAGGAAAUGUCAAGACACCAGGAGAGACUGACAACAUACAAGGACCUGGUCAGAAAUCAGAACCUGGAAAUAAGGCUGCACACAGCAAAACAGGUAGUGACAGUAACAGUGAUGGAUAUGACAGCUAUGGGUUUGAUGACAAAUCCAUGCAAGGAGAUGAUCCCAAUAGCAGUGGUGAAUCUAAUGGCAAUGAUGGUGCUGAUUCUGAAGGUGACAAUGACAGUAAUAGCCGAGGAGAUACUGGUUAUAACUCUGAUGAAUCAAAAGAUAACGGCAAUGACAGUGAUUCAAAUGGAGGAGGUGAUAAUGACAGUGAUAGCACAUCAGAUGCUAAUGAUAGUGACAGUAAUGACAAUGGAAACGGGAGCGAUGAGAAUGGCAAAUCAAACAGCAACAAAGAUAAAUCAGAGAGUAGCAACAGCAGUGACAGCAGUGACAGCAGCGACAGCAGUGACAGCAGCGACAGUAGCGACAGCAGUAAUAGUGACAGCAGCAACAGCAGUGAUAGCGACAGCAGUGAUAGUGACAGCAGCGACAGCAGCGACAGUAGCGGCAGCAGCGACAGUAGUGAUAGUAGUGACAGCAGUGACAGCAAGUCAGACAGCAGUGACAGCAGCAACAGCAGCAAUAGUAGUGACAGCAGUGACAGUAGUGACAGCAGCGACAGUAGUGACAGCAAGUCAGACAGCAGUGAUAGCAGUGACAGUAGUGACAGCAGUGAUAGUGACAGUAAACCAGAUAGUAGUGACAGCAGCAACAGCAAAUCAGAUAGUAGUGACAACAGUGGUGGUGACAGCAGUGACAGCAACAGCAAAUCAGACAGUAGUGACAGCAGUGACGGCGACAGCAGCGACAGCAGUGACAGCAGUGAUAGUAGUGACAGCGACAGCAGCGACAGCAGCGACAGCAGCAAGAGCGACAGUGACAGCAGCGACAGCAGUGAUAGUAGUGACAGUGACAGCAGCGACAGCAGCGACAGCAGUGAUAGCAAGAGCGACAGUGACAGCAGCGACAGCAGUGACAGCAACGACAGCAAUGAUGGCAGCAAGAGCAACAGUGACAGCAGCGACAGCAGCGACAGUGACAGCAGCGACAGCAGCGACAGCAGCAAGGGCGACAGCGACAGCAGCGACAGCAGCGACAGCAGCGACGACAGCAGCGACAGUAGUGACAGUGACAGCAGCGACAGCAGUGGCAGCAGCGACAGCAGUGACAGCAGUGACAGCGACAGCAGCGACAGCAGCGAUAGUAGUGACAGUGACAGCAGCGACAGCAGUGGCAGCAGCGGCAGCAGCGGCAGCAGCGACAGCAGUGACAGCGACAGCAGCGACAGCAGCGACAGCAGUGGCAGCAGAGGCAGCAGCGACAGUGACAGCAGUGACAGCGACAGCAGCGACAGCAGUGACAGCAAAAGCGACAGCAGCGACAGUAGUGACAGCGACAGCAGCGACAGCAGCGACAGUGCAUCUGACGGUGAUAAGAGUCACAGCAAGAGCAAGUCUGGUAACGGCAACAAUGGAAGUGACAGUGAGAGUGACAGUGAAGGCAGUGACAGUAAUCACUCAACCAGUGAUGAUCAGAAAAGAAAAACCCACAAGAUUUUUUUUGGAGAAGUCUAG
This is a messenger RNA of Callorhinus ursinus (northern fur seal), 2862 nucleotides long. RefSeq names its product dentin sialophosphoprotein (gene DSPP). Gene Ontology annotation, molecular function: collagen binding. Gene Ontology annotation, cellular component: nucleus; cytoplasm. Lineage: Eukaryota; Metazoa; Chordata; Mammalia; Carnivora; Otariidae. Gene Ontology annotation, biological process: odontoblast differentiation; dentinogenesis. The record is from RefSeq and is a predicted model, not a curated record.